Messenger RNA from Dissoconium aciculare CBS 342.82, 2330 nucleotides. RefSeq names its product dynamin family protein. Bases 40 to 2310 code for a protein of 756 amino acids. Gene Ontology annotation, cellular component: membrane; cytoplasm; microtubule. The transcript is spliced from 2 exons. Gene Ontology annotation, molecular function: microtubule binding; GTPase activity; GTP binding. The record is from RefSeq and is a predicted model, not a curated record. NCBI's taxonomy places the organism in Eukaryota, Fungi, Ascomycota, Dothideomycetes, Mycosphaerellales, Dissoconiaceae.
CCACCACCACCACCAGCCCAUUAGAAUUUCACCUCAAUCAUGUCAACCCCUCAAGCCUUUGACACAAUGCAACUCAUGGGCCUUCAGCCUACCAAACAUCUCGAGCUUCUCGAUGUCGUGGACAAACUGCGAGCUCAAGGUUUGAACGAGCAUGUUGAUCUUCCUCAGCUCAUCGUGUGCGGAGAUCAAUCCAGCGGCAAGAGUUCCGUCCUGUCAGCGAUCUCCGGGGUGCCGUUUCCGAAGAAGGAGAACCUGUGCACCCGCUUCGCGACCGAGGUGGUCCUCCGUCGCGAUGACACGAUGCGCGAAAACAAGAUUUGCGUCACCAUCACCCCGAGCAGCACGCGGCCACGCACCGAUCGACGCGCCCUCGACAGCUUUACGAGGGAGCUGAACUCCAUGGACGACCUGCCGAGCACCAUCGAUGAUGCAACGAUCGCCAUGGGUCUCGACAUGACCGGCAGCGCGUUCUCGGCGGACAUUCUCAGACUCGAGGUGAGAGGCCCACAGAUGCCUCAGCUGACGAUCGUGGACCUUCCCGGACUGGUCCACACGGAGAGCAAGUACCAAAGCGCCGACGACAUCGCGCUGGUGAACUCGCUCGUCAGCGAAUACAUGUCCCAAGAGCGGAGCAUCAUCCUCGCCGUCGUAUCCGCCAAGAACGACUACGUGAAUCAAAUCGUCCUCACCAAGACGAGGCAGGUCGACCCGAGGGGACUCCGCACUCUCGGGAUCAUAACCAAGCCGGACGCCCUGCACCCCGAUUCGGCCGGGGAGAGGUCGUUCAUCGAACUUGCCCAGAACGUCGACAUCACCUUCUCUCUGGGAUGGCACGUCGUACGCAACAAGGACUCGAACGAGCCGGCGGACUGGGACCGAGAUACCCUGGAAGCAGAGUUCUUCCAGGGAUCGCAGUUCGGCCGACUCGAUCCCAAGUCCCGCGGCAUCGUAGCCCUGCGGGAGCGCCUCAGCGAGGUCCUCUUCCAGCAGAUCCAACGGGAGCUACCGGGUCUGAUCUCCGAGAUCCUGGAUGCCACGGAGGAGACGCGCGUGCGCCUCAAUCGCAUGGGUCGCAGCCGGGCCACGGCUCUGGAAAAGCAAAUGUUCGUCAUGGAGCUCGGGAGCAAAUUCAGUCACAUUUGCUCCGCGGCUUGUGAAGGCCUCUACGAAUCCCCCUUCUUCGAUGAGUUCAACUCCAGCACCGUCGACCGGCGGCUUCGAGCCGUGGUACAAAACGCCAACAUCGGCUUUGCUGCUUCGAUGCUGGACGCUCCUCCUACGCUUCCUAUCGACAGGUCCAAGAACGCGGCCCCUUCGCUUGCCCAACGGGCGAAAGAGCUCGUCCGAUCUUACCGUGGGAAGGAACUCCCCGGGACGUUCAAUCCGAAUCUGGUGGGGCAGCUGUUCCGCGAGCUCAGUCGGUCGUGGUUCGACCACGCUCGGGGGCACAUCACCGCCGUCUGGAUCCACGCCAGGACGACGGUGGUGGCGAUCCUGAACGAAGUGGCCGAGCAGGACGUCCGCGACAUCUGCCUGAAAAAGAUCGCCGAUCCGGACCUGGUGCUCAUGCAGGAAGAGAUGACCACGCGGCUUGACGACUACAUGCUUGAAUUCCGCCGGCAGCCCAUCACGUACAACCACUACCUCACCGAGACCGUUCAGAAGGUCAAGUACGAACGCGAAUACGCCGAGGCACGUGUUAGAUGCAUGACCCUCUUCGCCAACGGGGCACUACGCUCGAGUGAUGACGUUGACUCGAUCACGAGGACGAUUAUCAAAAAGCCCACUGAACCUGACAUGGAUGCCAUAGCAGCGCAGGAGUUGACGGACUACACCGAAGCUUACUACAAGGUAGCCUUGAAGCGGGUCAUCGACGAGGUGCCCUCGCACGUCAUCGAACCUGCGAUCAUGACUCACCUCCCGCGCAUCUUCGACCCUUCGAAGAUACUCCAGAUGCCCGAGGACCUCAUCGAAGCCAUUGGGGGCGAAUCGGACGCGCGGAAAGCAUUGCGGGAGACGCUGCAAGCCAAACUCGACGUCUUCACGCGGAGCAGCAGGAUCUGCAAGAUCUACUCCGAUGGCACUGCUCAGAGUCAUCCAACCUUGGGCUUGUCGGCCCCGAAGACCUCGCCAGAGAAGGUCGCGACCAGGUCGCCCGAUGACGGAGAAAUGGAAGAUGCACCUGCCACUCCUGAGUCCGCAGUGGAGGUUCCCGCCGCGAUUGAGGAAUUUGGGUGGACUAUACCCUCUUUAUCCACAAAGAAAGAUAAGAAAAGUAAAGUAGCCCGCGCGAAGGGCAUAUUUGAGUAAGAGAAUUCGAUCGAGAUUGA